Messenger RNA from Hemicordylus capensis (graceful crag lizard), 1483 nucleotides. RefSeq names its product GS homeobox 2 (gene GSX2). Gene Ontology annotation, biological process: regulation of DNA-templated transcription. Gene Ontology annotation, molecular function: DNA-binding transcription factor activity, RNA polymerase II-specific; sequence-specific double-stranded DNA binding. Bases 1 to 882 code for a protein of 293 amino acids. The record is from RefSeq and is a predicted model, not a curated record. The transcript is spliced from 2 exons. Gene Ontology annotation, cellular component: nucleus. Lineage: Eukaryota; Metazoa; Chordata; Lepidosauria; Squamata; Cordylidae.
AUGUCGCGCUCCUUCUAUGUGGAUUCGCUCAUCAUCAAGGACUCGGCGGUGGUGCGGCCGGCGCCCCCCUUGCCGGAGCACCACCCGCCGCCCCCCGGGCAGGACUUCCUCCUCCCGCUGGGCGUGCCGUCGCCGCUGGUCAUGUCGGUGGCUGGCGGGCCCGCCUGCCCGUCGCGCAAGAGCGGCACCUUCUGCGUCUGCCCGCUGUGUGUCACCUCGCACCUGCACGCCUCUUCCCGGGCCGGUGCGGCGGGAGGAGCCGCGGGAGGCGCCGCUGCCGCUAUCCCGCUGCUCAAGGGACACUUCUCUCCGGCGGCGGCGGCUGCUGGCGGUGGAGCCGGCGGAGGGGAUGCCCAGUAUUGCCCUCGGAUGAGCCAUGCCCAGCAACAGUCCCUCCCGCAGCAGCAGCCCGGCUCGGUGGCCGCGGCGGCGGCAGCGGCGGCAGCAGCAGCAGCAGCGCACGCCCUGGGCCACCCACCUGUCUGCACGGCAGCCGCCUACAGCAUGAGCGACCCGCGGCGAUUCCACUGCCUCGGCAUGGGAGGCUCGGAUGCCAGCCAGCUGCAGAAUGGCAAGCGGAUGCGGACGGCCUUCACCAGCACGCAGCUCCUGGAGCUGGAGAGGGAGUUCUCUUCCAACAUGUACCUGUCCCGACUGCGGCGCAUCGAGAUCGCCACGUACCUCAACUUGUCCGAGAAGCAGGUGAAGAUCUGGUUCCAGAACCGGAGAGUGAAGCACAAGAAAGAAGCCAAAGGCACCCAGCGGAACACACACGGCGGCUGCAGCUGUACGGGCAACCCGGGCCGCUACCCCAGGUCGGAGGACGAAGAGUCGCUCUCGCCCGCCUCAGCUAACGAGGACAAAGAGGUCUCCCCUUUAUGAAAAAGGACUCUUGGGACUCGGAUCGCCCGUCUUGCCAGACCAUCCCAGGGCAGAGCCAACGCGGAGCCUGCGGGGUCAUCUGCAAAGAGGAGAAGGCGUCCGAGGGCUCUCUCCACAGGGCGGGUGCUAGAUUUGCUGAAUGUACAUGAAAGUUCACUUAAAACGCUAUUUAUGUAACACAAAGAUGCUACUCCGCCCCCCCCAUACACACCCACAAUCUGGAAUCAACACACAGUCCUCUAACAGUUUUUCAUCUAAGGGAGAAUCCUCUUCUUCCUCUCCCCUUCCCGCAAAUCUCAGUUUAUGGGCGGGGUGGACGAGUUCUUCAAGGGUUCUGGGAGAACGGUUAGAAACUGAAUCAUGAAAACAUUGCCUAAGGCUGCAAUCCUAUGCAAGCUUUCCUGAGAGUGAGCCCUCUUUAACACAGUGGGACUCCUGAGUAAAUAUGCACAGGCUUGCACUACUAGGUGUCUCUCCCUCUCCGUUUUUUGUACAUAUGUAUAUCCGAAUUAGAAUCGUUCGGAUGCUCUCCUUUGUAUGUGAAUAGUUUUAUAUUAAAUUUCUAUUUAUAUUUAUUUAAAUAAAGGAGAUCAGACAAGAA